UGCCCCUGGCACCAGAGCUGCAGCUGGAGUCUCUGAACUGCACAACUGUGGUUUUGCGUUGGCAUCUCCCAGCGGGCAGCGCCACUGGACUGCAGGGCUACAAACUUUCCUACCAUGAAGAGAGUGAACCAGUAGGACCGCCGACCCAGAUUCCCCCUCACCACCGCCAGCACACCAUUGGAGGCCUGGAUCCAAGAAAGAAGUACCAUGUCAAGCUCUUGGCCUAUAGUCUCAUGGGUGAAGGAUACCAGGCAGACCAGACCAUCAGCACACCGGGAUGUGUUUCGGUCCGUGAUCGUCUGGUCCCGCCCCCUCCGCCGCCUCAUCACGUUUACUCCCGCAGUAACUCCUCCUCCUCGGUGUUCCUGCAUUGGGCCCGACCCGCUUUCACCGGCGGACAGACGGUCAACUACACGGUGCGCUGUAACCCGGUGGGACUGCAGAACGCCUCGCUGGUGCUGUACCUGCAGACUGCGGCCCAGAGUCUGAUGGUCACUGAUUUGGACCCAAACACCAAUUAUGAGUUUGCAGUUCGUCUUCAUGUGGAUCAGCUGUCCAGCCCCUGGAGUCCUGUGGUUUAUCAGACCACACUACCUGAAGCUCCCACUCGAGCUCCUGCAGGAGUGAAAGUCACUCUGAUUGAGGGAGAGACGGCGCUGGUGUCAUGGAAACCGCCUGACGAGCUCAACAUCGCCGUGACUCGUUACACCAUCCUGUACGCAUCACGCAGAGCCUGGGCCGCCGGAGAGUGGCAGAUCCUGCAGAGAGAAGGGAGCAUCACGAUGGCCCUGCUGGAGAAUCUUCAGUCCGGUCAGGUGUACCUGGUGAAGGUCUCAGCGUCCAAUCAGAUGGGAGACGGGCCGUUCUCACCUGCAAUAGAACUGACCGUGGCUACAGACGGACACGCCCCCCGAGCACACGGCUCCGCCCACGGCACUGUGUUUUCUGAUGGUUUCUAUCACCUGGAUCAGAGGUCAAUGACGGGGAUAGUGGUGGGCGUGUGCAUCGCUUUAACCUGCAUUAUCAUCUGCAUCCUCAUACUGGCCUGCAGGAGCAAAACCAGGCAAUCUUCCACUACCAAAUCCAUCAGACAAGCAGGAGGACAGACUCCGCCCACUGCUGUCCGUCUGGCCAAUCAGAGUCAAGCUGAGAGUGUGGAGGUGAUGAUGCCCAUGAUGAGGGAUCAAUUCAUAGAUGCAAAGGGCGGAACAAAUCUGAUCAUUAACAGCUAUGGACCAGUGAAGCCCACCACUGAGAAGAAGAAACGAAAGAGAUGGAACUUCUUUAAGAGGGAUAACAAGGAUGUGAAGAGGGUCUCCAGUCCAUCUUACUCCUAUCAUCAUGGCACCACCCUGCUGUGUUACACAGAAACCUCUCCUCCCCAGAGCACCCAAAAAAAGAGCUGCUUUAAAGAACUCAGAGACACCUUGAUGUCCUGA
Sinocyclocheilus rhinocerous is the source of this 1439-nucleotide messenger RNA. RefSeq names its product protogenin A-like. Gene Ontology annotation, molecular function: protein binding. Lineage: Eukaryota; Metazoa; Chordata; Actinopteri; Cypriniformes; Cyprinidae. The transcript has 10 exons. The record is from RefSeq and is a predicted model, not a curated record. Gene Ontology annotation, biological process: cell-cell adhesion. The annotation marks the transcript as partial.